UUGGUGGAAGUACAACAACGAUGCUAGUAGCAUUUUCCUUCUGUUUGGAAGGAUGGACGAGUUAAACAUGUGAAUUUUAUGUGCUUAAGAGUUCCUCGGUAUCUUGCAAUGAAAUCUAAACAGAGAAUCCCGUGGAAAGCCUCCUGAUCCACCAUGGACCACGACAGACGACACGGGCUUCAUUAUGUAAAUGGAAUGACAAGGCCAAUGCCUGUGGACAGGAAAAAGGACCACAACUACAAACUGAUUGUUGAUCCAUUCCUUCAUAAAGGACAUCCUCAGAAAGUUUAUCGGUUCGAUGGCGUGGUUCCUGGGGAGAAUCGCGUGGUUAGUACCCGGGACCCUCGAUCAAGGUUAACCCGGCUUUGGACCAGACAACAGCAGGCAGAUCUACCUGUCCCUAAAUUCAAGUAUGACGAAUAUUACGUGGGCAUUCCUCCACCCAAAGAUGUCACAUUUACCAACCUGAAUGACAACAUCAACAAAGAUUUCUUGGAAAAUAUGUGCAAAGGAUUUGGGAAAAUAGAAGAAUGCAAGAUUUACUAUCAUCCUCGAACCAAGAAACAUUUAAGUAUUGGCAAGACACUGUUUACCUCUUCCAAGGCAGCCAAGGCUUGUGUGGACAAAUUAAACAACACCUCAAAGAUGGGAAACAUUAUCAAUGUAUUCAUUGAUACUAUGGGGAAAGAAAGAAAUCGGAUGAUUGAAGAAUUGACAUCAGAGCAGCAAAGACGCCCUGAGCGAGCUGCAUCCCCGAGUCGACGGAAUGCAAGGCUCUCAGACGGUAGCUUCGCAGACAUGGAGGCAUAUGAUCCAGGGGAUACAUUUGAUUUGGGACAAGGGGAGCAGGAUUAUACCCCCAGCGUGGAGACAGAAUACAGCAGCUACUCAGAGGGCGGGUACUCUGUGCCACAGUCUGAAAUGAGCUUCUCCAGCCAGGACACAGGGUAUUCCUCAGCCAGUAACGCCAUCGGCAUGGGGUACCACAGGGAUGGGUAUAACCACUAGCGCGAGAACCUCCCCCCAACACUUCACACCAUGGUAACAACUACUACCACAGCCAGCAGUACAGCGGAGGCAACCAUCACCAUCCUCCUGCUCAGCACCGACACAAGCAGCACCACCAUCAACAUCAUCAUCAGCAACAUCACCAUGGCGGGCAUGUCGUGCACCACCAGCCCCCUGCCACACCCGCAUCGACACACCCCGCAGGCUACACCUCACUUCUCCAUGAUGGGGCAGGACAUGGACAAUAGCCAGUACGGCUUUUAUGCCCCACCCCCUCCCAUACCUAAGCCUCCAUUUGACCGCCCUCCACCUCCCCUACCACCAGAGCCACAACCCCCUCCCCCUGAUCACGGCUUCCAUCAGUCACACCAUGCUCAGGAUCACUCAAGGUUCAGUCAUAACAAAAAUAAAAAGAAGCGGUCACGGGAGUCAAAGCUGCCUCCGCCUCCCCGGCAGCCGUCACCAGAGAUGAACAGUGAUGAACCACGUAUGGAGAGCUUGGAAUCCCGUAUCCAGAGCUUGCUGCAGAAUGUUCACGGAAUGGGUAGCCCUGACCACACUUCCAGCUCAAGUCAGGACGAGGCGACGCCUUCACAUACCACGGCCCGCGAGUCCCCAUUUGACUUCCACCCACCCCCUGCUGCUGAGUCCCUGCCCCCUCUCCCAGAACUCACCCAAGAUGACUUGACCCUGUCUCCUGCACCUGGUCAGGCUGAGGGUGGGGGAGAGGAGGGCGGGGCAACGAGAGAAGAGUUUGAGAGCCAAAUGUUGGACAGCCAGACGGUUAUUGAGGAGACGGUGAACACAGAGCCACCGGUCACACCAAGCGGGAACAGCCUGCAGAAUGGGGUGGUGUCCAGUGCGGCACCUCCAGAGGGAAUGUCUGAGGCUCCUGGUGAUGAUGAGGAUGACCGUAUGAGCCUGUCAUCCAUUAGUAGUGGAGAGGAAAAACUAGAGAUUAACCCGCCCCUCCCAUCAGCUUCCUCCGCCCCCAGUACCUCCACGAACUUUACCCCGCCCCAUGCUGCCCAGCCAACUUCUUCUGUCAGUGGCACUUCGCCCUGGGCACCUUAUAAUUACGGGAACCUAAUCGGCAGCCCCCCUCUGGGUGGAAUGCAACCGGGUACAUACCAGAACGGAGUCUAUGGCAUGAGCCCGGGGCAACUCAUACCCACUCAGGAAGAGAAAGAAGACCCGAAUGAUAAGACUUUCACAACUGUUCUCGACAAGUUUGUCAAAGAGCUCAAAACUAUCAUGCAAAAAGACUUGUGUAAAAAGAUGGUAGAGAAUUCAGCAUUCAAGGCAUUCGAGGCUUGGUGGGAUGGUGAAGUAUUAAAAUCAAAGACAUGUCAGCAGGUGGAGAAAGCACCAGAGCCUGUUACCAGCACAUCUACCAGCCUCCCUAAGCCAAAGACAGACAUCAAACCUGAGAUGAGUGCAUCGCUAGCCUCACUGUUUGAGUCUCGAGACCGUGGUGGACUGGACAACAGUGGCAUGGGUUAUGGAGGCUUCUUGGGAAUCCGUGGUGGAAUGCCAAAGUUACCCUCCUUCAAGCGCAAGUUCCAUCGGCCGUCGCCACCACCAGAAGGAGAUGAAGACUCUAGGAAACUGGACGCUAAGUCUGUGGAUGAAGAAGAGUCAGAUGAAGAAGAAUCGGCUGGCUCCAAACAGAAGCCUCUGAUCAGCGAGAGCGAGGAAGAGUCGGAAUCCUCUGAUGAGGAGAAAGAGGAUGCCUCUGCUGAUGAGGACUCUGCUGACGAGGAUGGUAGCGAGGAAAGCAGCGAGGAAGAGGAGGAGGAGGAGUCUGAGGAUAGCAGUGAGGAGGAAGAGGAAGACUCUGAGGUGGAGGAGGAGUCAGUGGAGACUCCUGCCAAACCUCAGGGUGAGGCCGAGGUGAAGGUCAAGGACACGGAGGACAGAGUGGAAGAGAAAAUGGAGGUGGAAAACUCUGACGAGGAGGAAGAGGAGGUGGAUGUGGGUACAGAAGCAGACAUCGGUCAACUGCCUCCGUCUGACAGAGACACGAGUCACCAGGACAGUGAGGACAGUGAGGUAUCCAGCAUGGACACUGACGAGGAAUCGGCUGCCAAGGAUGUUAGCGUCAAGGAAUCACCAGAGAAGCGGCCUUUGUCUCCAAUACUCGAGGAGAAGGAAGCAGAGGAGCAGGCAGUUUCUGUAGUCAAGGGAGAUAAAACUGAUGGGAUAGAAACAUCUGCAACAACGACGACGAGUACCGACACCACAACAACCUCCACUGAGUCUAGUGCUAUGGACAGUGAUUCCAGUGCUGUAGAAACUAGUUCCAAAAAGCUUGGGAAGAAGAGUAGGAGGCGGGGCACAUCGGUGUCUGGUCCCGAGAAAGAGAGUGUUACAUCAGAAUUAUCUGAAAAACAGUCUGUAGUGGAGCCGGCUGAAGGUCCGGAAACAGUGAUAACAGAGGAUGAUACUGUUUGUGUGACAGAGGAAAUUCACGACUCUGAAAGCUCUCAUAAACUGUCCGAAUCAGAGGCAGAGCAGCGUUCGCACUUCAUGGUGCCAGCCAUCGCUGAGCAUGACUACUUUAGCUUCCCACCUGUUAGUAAAGACGAGACAACUGCUGACUCGGACCAGACUGAAUCCGCAGAUGAAGACUCAGAGACUUUGUCAGAAGUUCUGGUUGACCACAACUAUAGCCUGCCUCCAAUUGUCAUGGACCAAGUCAAGAUUGGCGAGGCAGUCCUAACGAAGGAAUCUGUUAUGUCCCCCAAACCUGCCAAAGAACCCAAAAAGAAAGCAAGGAUGAAGAAAUCCAAGACCAAUACUCUAGCAGACAUCACAAACCGCCCGGAGGAUAAGAUCAGUCGAGAAUUGGCCAGUCUUUUGACCCCGGUCAAACCAUUACCCAGAUUUAAAUGUCGGACUUUCCAAGAGGAACGCCAGAUUUUUUUUGACAUUUAUGACCGGGGGAUUUCAGAAGAGGAUGUGAAGUAUUUAAAAAGAUCAUACGAUGAAUUAAUACAGUCGGAUGACCCAAGUUUAUACUGGCUCAAUGACAUUUUGUGGGUUGAUCAUACGCACACGGAUAUUCCGGAUAUUCUUCCUACACCAGUCAAAAAGCGGAAAAAGGCGGAAGAUCUUACUCCUAAACUACACAAAACAGGUUGUGCCAGGUCUGAGGGCUAUUACAAACUCACUAUGAUGGAAAAGGCUGGUUAUCUCCGUCACGCCCACAUUCAACAAAAGGCAGCUGAAGAUAUGAAAAAGAUUCAGGAGGGAAAGAAAGCCCAAACUUCACGAGAGGCUCGGCACCACAAUAGGCGGUUACAGACGACCUACUCUGACCUAGAAACCGACCUCUUGCGUUUCAAUCAGCUUAAGUUCCGAAAGAAGCAGCUGAAAUUUGCCAAGAGUGGUAUCCACGACUGCCUGUUUGCACUGGAGCCUAUCGCUUCUGAGGAGAUGGUCAUAGAGUAUGUGGGCCAGGUAGUGCGGCAGUCCAUCGCGGGAGCGGAGAAGCGUUAUGAAGCCAUCGGCAUCGGCAGCAGCUACCUGUUCAGGGUGGACACCGAGACGAUUAUUGACGCCACCAAGACAGGCAAUCUGGCACGGUUUAUCAACCAUAGCUGCAAUCCAAAUUGUUACGCCAAGAUCAUCACUGUUGAAGCACAGAAGAAGAUUGUGAUUUACUCCAAGAGAGAUAUUGAUGUGAACGAGGAGAUUACCUAUGAUUACAAGUUCCCAAUAGAAGACGAGAAGAUCCCGUGUUUGUGUGGUGCCCCAGGGUGCCGUGGAACCUUGAACUGAGGACACAUAAGCAGGUACAGUGGAUAGUCUUGUACAGUCAAUGGUGCCGAGCUGGAGCUCACGCUAGCAGUUUGUCUCUGAGCAGUGGAAGGACUUCGUGCAGUGCUAGUUGUGUGGAACUUUCCUUCUUUGUGGAAAAUGAUAGGAUAUGCUGGACUCUCAGAGGGAUAUAAUAACCAGAUACAGAGGAUAGUCCUUGUACAGUCAAUGGUGCCGAGCUGGAGCUCACGCUAGCAGUUUGUCUCUGAGCAGUGGAAAGACUUCUUGCAGUGCUAGUUGUGUGGAACUUUCCUUCUUUGUGGAAAUGAUAGGAUAUGCUGACUCUCAGAGGAAUAAGAUAGCCAGAUCAUCUUUUACAGUUUGUCCCAGAGAGCUGUUAUACUGAACUCUAGUGGUUCGUGAAUUAUACGGUGUUCUUCAAGAGAAACAACCUCAGGUUAAAUUGCAUAUGCUCUUGAGAGAUGUGUUAUUAAUUAACCACAUAUUUGCUCUAGUGCUAGUUCUUUGGAAAGGAUUUUAGUGUGGAAUUGACUGGAUAUUAUAUUAUACAUCAAUGGAAUCAAAUCAGUGGAGUUCAUCCAUGGGUAUUGAAUGAGGAACUUGCAAAAAGGAAGUUGAUUUGGUGAUUGCUCAGCGAAAAUAUUUUUGUGCAAGUCCCAGCAUGGACUCCUUGCUGUGGAAACUGGUAAAUGGCACUCUCUAAUGUCUGUGCUGGCGGGUUUGCUCCAUUUAAAGAAAACACAAGCAGAACAUUGGUUGGUG
This is a messenger RNA of Liolophura sinensis, 5553 nucleotides long. Its product is annotated as histone-lysine N-methyltransferase SETD1B-A-like. NCBI's taxonomy places the organism in Eukaryota, Metazoa, Mollusca, Polyplacophora, Chitonida, Chitonidae. Gene Ontology annotation, cellular component: Set1C/COMPASS complex. The record is from RefSeq and is a predicted model, not a curated record. Gene Ontology annotation, molecular function: histone H3K4 methyltransferase activity; protein binding; RNA binding.